Rhinopithecus roxellana (golden snub-nosed monkey) is the source of this 1828-nucleotide messenger RNA. RefSeq names its product eukaryotic translation initiation factor 4A1 (gene EIF4A1). The transcript has 11 exons. NCBI's taxonomy places the organism in Eukaryota, Metazoa, Chordata, Mammalia, Primates, Cercopithecidae. The record is from RefSeq and is a predicted model, not a curated record. Bases 97 to 1317 code for a protein of 406 amino acids. Gene Ontology annotation, biological process: cytoplasmic translational initiation. Gene Ontology annotation, molecular function: RNA helicase activity; translation initiation factor activity; ATP binding. Gene Ontology annotation, cellular component: cytoplasmic stress granule.
GGGCCGGGGCAGCCAAGCCAAUGCGAUGGCCGGGGCGGAGUCGGGCGCUCUAUAAGUUGUCGAUAGGCGGGCACUCCGCCCUAGUUUCUAAGGAUCAUGUCUGCGAGCCAGGAUUCCCGAUCCAGAGACAAUGGCCCCGAUGGGAUGGAGCCCGAAGGCGUCAUCGAGAGUAACUGGAAUGAGAUUGUUGACAGCUUUGAUGACAUGAACCUCUCAGAGUCCCUUCUCCGUGGCAUCUACGCCUAUGGUUUUGAGAAGCCGUCUGCCAUCCAGCAGCGAGCCAUUCUACCUUGUAUCAAGGGUUAUGAUGUGAUCGCUCAAGCCCAAUCUGGGACUGGGAAAACGGCCACAUUUGCCAUAUCGAUUCUGCAGCAGAUCGAAUUAGAUCUAAAAGCCACCCAGGCCUUGGUCCUGGCACCCACUCGAGAAUUGGCUCAGCAGAUACAGAAGGUGGUCAUGGCACUAGGAGACUACAUGGGUGCCUCCUGUCAUGCCUGUAUUGGGGGCACCAACGUGCGUGCUGAGGUGCAGAAACUGCAGAUGGAAGCCCCCCACAUAAUCGUGGGGACCCCUGGCCGAGUGUUUGAUAUGCUUAACCGGAGAUACCUGUCUCCCAAAUACAUCAAGAUGUUUGUACUGGACGAAGCUGACGAAAUGUUAAGCCGUGGGUUCAAGGACCAGAUCUAUGACAUAUUCCAAAAGCUCAACAGCAACACCCAGGUAGUUUUGCUGUCAGCUACAAUGCCUUCUGAUGUGCUUGAGGUGACCAAGAAGUUCAUGAGGGACCCCAUUCGGAUUCUUGUCAAGAAGGAAGAGUUGACCCUGGAGGGUAUCCGCCAAUUCUACAUCAACGUGGAACGAGAGGAGUGGAAGCUGGACACACUAUGUGACUUGUAUGAAACCCUGACCAUCACCCAGGCAGUCAUCUUCAUCAACACCCGGAGGAAGGUGGACUGGCUCACCGAGAAGAUGCAUGCUCGAGAUUUCACUGUCUCUGCCAUGCAUGGAGAUAUGGACCAAAAGGAACGAGAUGUGAUCAUGAGGGAGUUUCGUUCUGGCUCUAGCAGAGUUUUGAUUACCACUGACCUGCUGGCCAGAGGCAUUGAUGUGCAGCAGGUUUCUUUAGUCAUCAACUAUGACCUUCCCACCAACAGGGAAAACUAUAUCCACAGAAUCGGUCGAGGUGGACGGUUUGGCCGUAAAGGUGUGGCUAUUAACAUGGUGACAGAAGAAGACAAGAGGACUCUUCGAGACAUCGAGACCUUCUAUAACACCUCCAUUGAGGAAAUGCCCCUCAAUGUUGCUGACCUCAUCUGAGGGGUUGUCCUGCCACCCAGCCCCAGCCAGGGCUCAAUCUCGGGGGGCUGAGGAGCAGCAGGAGGGGGGAGGGAAGGGAGCCAAGGGAUGGACAUCUUGUCAUUUUUUUUCUUUGAAUAAAUGUCACUUUUUGAGGCAAAAGAAGGAACCGUGAACAUUUUAGACACCCUUUUCUUUGGGGUAGGCUCUUGCCCCAGGCGCCGGCUCUUCUCCCAAAAAAACACUAAUCCAUUUCCCUAACCUAGUAACCUCCAGAUCCCAGAGGCUCUCCUCACCUCAGCUGAGCUCCUUUGAAAGUGAUUCAGGGGACUAUGUCACUCAGCCUCAUUUGCUGGACCAAAUCUGGAGGGAGAACCCCUAAAACCCCUGAGUGAGGUUGCCCAGGGGGUUGUCCCCAGGUGGGGGGAAGCAGGGGAGAGAAAAUGGUAGCCAUUUUUACAUUGUUUUGUAUAGUAUUUAUUGAUUCAGGAAACAAACACAAAAUUCUGAAUAAAAUGACUUGGAAACUGCC